UCUCUGACGUUCUCAUGCGACGGAAGUGGGAGGCACGUGACGUGGUGGGCAGUCAACAACAACAACAGUGAGCAGCGAAUGAGUUUUCCACAGUGGAGAGUGGAUUAAACCGUGAUUUGACGUGAAGUGGAGCAGCUGGAAGUGGCGACACGGAGCACCGAGUGUUCGUUUACUGUAGUUAGUUCACGGUGUUUAGUUUCCCCGUGUAGAAAAUGAGUGUUAAUAGAAAUGGACACCCAGCUUCAUACAGCGAGUACACCGCCGUGGACAGUGAAGACAGUGAAACUUCUCCUUUACUGUCAAAUACAUCAGGACAGACCAGGGACAAAGGAGCUUCCUUCACGUCCUCCGUGUUUAACCUGAUGAAUGCCAUCAUGGGCAGUGGUAUACUGGGUCUGGCUUAUGCCAUGGCAAGCACUGGUAUAUUUGGUUUCUGUAUUCUGUUGAUACUGGUGUCCAGCCUGGCAGCGUACUCUGUCCACCUCCUCCUGAAGCUAUGUGACCAAACAGGCAUCAAUUCAUAUGAAGAUCUUGGAGGGAAAGCCUUGCAAAAACCAGGAAAGUUUCUCGUUGGCAUCGCUAUUCUCGUUCAAAAUAUGGGCGCAAUGUCAUCCUAUCUGUUCAUCUUGAAGUCAGAGCUUCCUGCGGCCGUGAGCAGCUUCCUGGGCCCAGACAACACAGAAAACACCUGGUAUGAAGAUGGCCGAAUGCUUCUGAUCGUAGUCACAAUCUGCGUUGUUUUACCGUUGUCAAUAUUGCCAAAAAUUGGCUUCCUCGGAUACACCAGUAGCAUCGCUUUCUUCUUCAUGCUGUACUUCACAGUUGUGGUUGUGGUCAAGAAGUGGUCCAUCCCCUGCCCGCUGCCUCACAACGUGACUCUGCUUUCAGGAGCCUCCCAGGUAUCAAAUUCCACUGACUCAGAGUGUACGCCCAAACUCUUUGUCAUCUCCAGCGAGAGUGCCUACGCCAUCCCCACCAUGGCCUUCUCCUUUCUGUGCCACACCGCUAUCCUGCCCAUCUACUGUGAACUGGACCGGCCGACUAAGGCCCGGAUGCAGAACAUUACAAACGUCAGUAUCGGCUUAAGCUUCCUGCUUUACCUAAUUUCCGCGCUGUUUGGCUACCUCACCUUCUACGCUCAGGUGAACUCGGAGCUGUUGCUCGGCUACGACGCGUUCAUGCCGCGGGAUGUCAUGGUGAUGCUGGUCCGGCUGGCCAUCCUCCUCUCCGUGUUGCUGACCGUACCUCUGAUUCAUUUCCCUGCCCGUAAGGCUGUGAUCUUGCUGAUCCGCGGAAGUCGUCCUUUCUCCUGGCCGAUCCACAUCAUCACAACCCUAAGCAUCCUGGGCGUGGUGCUGAUCAUGGCCAUCUUUGUCCCCGAUAUCAGAAACGUGUUUGGAAUAGUGGGAUCAACAACAUCCACCUGCCUGAUGUUUAUUUUCCCGAGCAUCUUCUACCUCAAGAUUGGCACACAGACCCUCAGAUCCUUUGACUCCGUCGGGGCCAUACUGUUGAUCAUCUUUGGAGUCAUCAUGGGAGUCGCCAGCCUCUCUUUCAUCUUCAUGACGUGGGUAUAGAGCUCGUAACCCUCGGCCUCAAACUCAAGCACAUGAGCAGAGGAAAGAGAACUGAGUACUGGAGAGUAAAAAAAAAGAAAAAAAAAAGGGAACUGUUUGCGACUUAUCAGCAUUACCUCAAGCAAAAAUAUCUAUUGGACAAGUUGUUCUCGACAAUAGACGAGUGUUUUUGUACUUUUGAACUCAAAGACAUUAAGCAAACCAAGUGCACAUGGACCAAAAUAGACCAAAGGUGUUUUUUUUUAUGAUCUACUCACUAAUUUUUACAGGUCUCACACCCGAGUCAGGUUACUCUUUUUGUUUUUAAUCCGCCUGCACAAACUGUGGGUGAGGCUUUUGUCACUUUAAAUUCACUCCGUGUCCGUCGUGUUUUGUCUAUUUUCACCUUCUGACGACCGUCGUGUUGUUGUCUGUGGAUGAUCGUGCACCUCGUGUGUCAACCUGCCAUGUCUUUUUUACACAUUUUUGCACAACGUUAUUACUAAUUUACUUUCCCCCGAAAUGUAUCUGAUGAAAAUCAUUUUAUUGUUUUUGAAUGUUUCUUUUAUGCCUUCUAAUUUUAUCUUUUAAUCAGUGUAUUGAUUUGCCACAUCCAGAAGAUAUUAAGAGUAUUAGGGCCACAUGUGAAACAAGCUUUUGAAAGAAAGUUAAAAAAAAUAUAUAUAUAUAUUAUGAGAUUAAAAUCCUAAUUUCUGAGAUUAAAAUCCUAAUUUCUGAGAUUUAAGAUAUAAUUUCUGAGAUUACAAUCCUAAUUUCUGAGAUUAGUCAGAAUUCUGAGAUUAAAGUCGUAAUUCUGAGAUUCAAGUAAAUUCAGAAAAAGAAUUCUGGGAUUAAACUCAUAAUUUCUGAGAUUACAGUCAUAAUUUUGAGAUUAAAGUCAUAAUUCAGAAAGUUGUAAUUCUGAGAUUAAAGUCAGAAUUCUGAAAAAAAAAUCUAGAAACUCAUAAUGCUGAGAUUAAAGUCAGAAUUCAGGAAAAACAUUGAGAAAGUUGUAAUUCUGAGAUUAAAGUCAGAUAAAAAUCAUAAUUCAGGAAGUCAGAAAGCUGGAAUUCUGAGGAAGUGAAGAAGUCAUAACUCUGAAGAAUACCGAGUUUCUGAUUUUAAUCUCAGAAUUCAGACUUUAUACUCACAAUUCAUGUCAUUUUAUUUUUUACUUUCUUUCAAAUUGUUUUUUCUUACACGUGACACUCUUCCGUAGCCACACCGCUUAGAGUACAACUCUCAGGUUAAAAUGGUUCUACGUAUAAAAAAGUAUUUGAUACUAUUUUGGUUCUACGUAUAAUAUACUCCAUGUUGCUAUUAUUAUGUAAAAAUAAAGAAAUCAUUCGAGUGGCAUUAAAUAAAAGGGUAAUUGUU
Messenger RNA from Solea senegalensis (Senegalese sole), 2933 nucleotides. RefSeq names its product solute carrier family 38 member 6 (gene slc38a6). The record is from RefSeq and is a predicted model, not a curated record. The transcript is spliced from 16 exons. Gene Ontology annotation, biological process: L-glutamine transport; amino acid transmembrane transport. The coding region runs from base 213 to 1577 and encodes 454 amino acids. NCBI's taxonomy places the organism in Eukaryota, Metazoa, Chordata, Actinopteri, Pleuronectiformes, Soleidae. Gene Ontology annotation, molecular function: L-glutamine transmembrane transporter activity.